AUCUUAAAGCACUGCAGCGGUCGUGGUUUGAAUUCAAGCGAGCUAACAUGAAGAGGACAGGAGAGGAGAUACUGCAGUGGAUAAACAGCAACAUGACAACCAGACAUCGGGCUGUAUAUCAGACUUAUUUUUGAAGGGAAAGAUACGGGACUUCUACGAGUCUUCUUCAGCCCUUCGGCGUGAACGUUACUGCUUCACUUCAUCAUCACACAGUACCACUCCGCCACAAGGUCAGUGUCGGUGCGAAGAAGCUUUGUUGGCUACUGCGGUGGCAAGGGCAGGAGCACACAGCUCAGGAAGAUGGCAUCACCCUUUGUGCCCGUCCCUGUGCCUUUGGACAGAGCCUGGUCAGGGGGUAGCAGCAACCUCAGCCGGCCACAGCGAGCUUCAUCACUGGGCAGCGUCUCCAGCAGCUCAUCCUCUUCCUGUAUCGCUAGGGCGGCCGGGGAAGACCAGGCAUUAGGCUCCCAACGACAAUCCCGCUGCAUGGACAGAGGCAACCGGAGCAGGACACCACCACUCCACCAGAGCACUGUGACACGGGCCAGGGUGAACGGGACUCUAGAGCCCUCCAUAGAGUACUCCAGCUGUCCUCGCUCCAUAUCGGGUCCUGCUGGCAGCCAGCAAGAUGAGGAGAGGCCUAUUACCCCCACUUUGCUAGGGUAUGAGGUCAUGGAAGAGAGGGCCAAGUUCACGGUAUUCAAGGUCCUGGUGAGGAAGACUCCAGAUGAGAGCUGGGUUGUUUUUAGAAGGUACACAGACUUCUCCAGACUCAACGACAAGCUGAAGGAGAUGUUCCCAGGCUUCCGCCUCUCACUACCUCCCAAGCGGUGGUUCAAAGACAACUAUGACAGCGACUUCCUGGAAGACAGACAGUUGGGAUUACAGGCCUUUUUGCAAAACCUGGUUGCACACAAGGACAUUUCCAACUGGUACGUGACAGUUUUUAAUUUUUAAAAGGAGUUAUUUAGCCUUUUGUGUGAACUGUGUGCUUUGUAAAGUAGUCACCUGAUCAUUGAUAAUUCCUGCUGUAAAUUAUGAAGCAUUCAAAGUUAGAUGUCACAACUAUCACCAAAAAUUUUGCAUAAAGCAGUGACCUCAGAGCUAAUGGUCAACGAUACGGGUUUUUCAAUGGCCGAUAGCAGAUAUAUAGUGCUGAUAUGAAAACAAAGAAAAGUCAUGUUUAAUUCAAUUAUUAUUAAUGAAAUAGAAAAAUACAUUGUGUUCUGAUGUAGAUUUCACAACGUGACUGGUGUUUAAGGGACAGCGGGGUAGUUUGUCACUCCACUGCAUUAUUUUCUACUGGAUAACAAUAUAUAUUUAAUGCUAGCCAGUAAUGGUUUUAGAUUAGGUCUGCUGUCAUUUAGGAAGGGAGAAACAAGGUAACAUUUAGAAUAGACGAUGGUGACUGAAGACAUUUAGGGCUUGAAACUAACUUUUUCA
This is a messenger RNA of Micropterus salmoides (largemouth bass), 1443 nucleotides long. RefSeq names its product sorting nexin-16-like. Gene Ontology annotation, biological process: protein targeting to lysosome; endosome to lysosome transport; early endosome to late endosome transport. NCBI's taxonomy places the organism in Eukaryota, Metazoa, Chordata, Actinopteri, Centrarchiformes, Centrarchidae. Gene Ontology annotation, cellular component: extrinsic component of endosome membrane; early endosome; late endosome. The record is from RefSeq and is a predicted model, not a curated record. The transcript has 4 exons. The coding region runs from base 301 to 957 and encodes 218 amino acids. Gene Ontology annotation, molecular function: phosphatidylinositol binding.